CCCCACUACAACAAGGGGGGGCUUUUUUGGCAGCUGCCCCGGAGGCACAGCCAGGGCUGCCACAGGCUGCAGCGGCCUCUGCCUUUACCCCAGCCCCUGCGGGAGGCUCUGGAGCAGGCACGUUCCCGCUGCCCUCCGCGUGCCCCCCCAAGGGAUGCAGGCCGCUUCCCUGAUGCCAGCUCAGCUGAGCUGGGGCUCAGGGCAGCCUGCAGCAAACCCACGCUGCUGGCCUGGCCCCGGGGCCCGCAGGAGCAAGGCGCAUGCCAGGCAUCCUGCUGAAGCCCAGUCUGGGUGAUCCCGGGAGGCAGGUAACGUCCAGGACCAUGGCGGAAGCACGGCUCUUCCCUGCUCUGCACAGCCCACCCAGCCCUGGCUUGUGUCCCCCCUGGCUAGCAGGUUACAGGCAGGGGCAUCACCAGCUGCCAGGGGCGCCUGGGUACCAGCAGGGCCUGGGACCAGCCGAGCAGCUCUGUCGCCGCGGAGGAGACACUGUGAUGUCCUCAGGCGGGCCAGAGGGUGUGGGAACGCAUCCGAGCGCCCCCAAGGCCACACACCUCCCGGCACGGAGACGGGGGGGUGGAAUAGACACAGGUGCAGCACGCGCAGUGCCCGUGCGUGUGGGAUCCAGGGGCUGCACUCGGCCGCCGUGGGGCUUGGCCAUGCCGGCGCAACCGACGGCGUCCCUGUCCCCAAGGGGUGGCCCUGCUCCGCCCCUUUUCUCAGCCAGAAAUAACUGCUGUCCCGCGGCCGGACUUUGGCAUCCGGGCUGGAGCCCAGCACAGGUCAGGGUGAGAGGCAGGGAGCCCACGGGCUGCUGUGAAGGGCUCGCCGGGGCCACCGAGCGCUGGUGGCCCAAGCCGAGCUGCAGCUGCCUCCCCAGCACUGCAGGAGAGCAUCGUCCAUCCCCGGCACAGCGGUUGUCCUCCAGCCAGCACAUUUGGGGGCUCACACAUCCCUGCGCUGCAGCUGGCAGCACUGGGCUGCCUCUCUCCCAGCUGGACAGCAACCAGCCUUCUUCCACGGACCCACACCAGGAGUGUGACAGCAGACGAUGACCAUCGUGAGACCAGAACCAGGAGAUGCCCCUCGGCUGGACCUGGGCAAGAAGGUCAGCACACCGCAGGAUGUGAUGAUAGAGGAGCUGUCACUGCAGACGAACCGGGGCUCAAAGCUCUUCCAGCAGAGGCAGAGACGGAUGCAGCGCUUCAUCUUUGAGUAUCCCAGCGGCUACAGGAAGCUCUUGGGGACAGGGACAGGUGAAUCACAUGGCGUGGAGAAAGGCUACCUGGAGGGAACGGCAAAUGAGUGGAGGGCAGGUGACAAUGCUGAGGGUCAGCAGAGCUACCACUCCGAGCUCCAUGUGGCAGCGUCGGCCCGGGGGGGCCCUCCCAAAGUGCCCAAGAAGACAGAGAAAGUCUUGCAGAUGAGCAAAGCCCUCAACCCAGAUGCUCUGGCCCCAGGCUACUCUGGCCCCCUCAAAGAAGUUCCCCCUGAGAAGUUUAACGUCACUGCCAUCCCCAAGGGCUACCGUUCCCCGUGGCAGGAGUUCCUCAGCGAGAAGGACUACACGGCAGGCAGAGAGAACCAGCUGCCUAUAAAACCCACUCACUGGGACUUCAGAAGCUUCAACAGGACUCCCACCCCGUUUGGCAGAGCACAAGUCAGUGACACGUUCUCUAUGCCUACAAUGGAGUUUGAUAACCUGAGCACUCUGGAGCUGAUUUCCCACAGACCCAACUUCAACAGAGCACCGCAAGGCUGGGUGCGGAUUCUACCAGAGAGUGAUGAGCUGUAAUACACUCCCUUCCCCAUUGCUGCAGAUGCUUCUCUUGCUAGACUCAAACAUACCUCGCACAGUACGGCAGAAGGGAGUAAAAAUCCUUGCCUAUGCACUUCGUGGAAGCUAAGCUAGUGGUCUCAGGUUGUCAUCCUUUUCCAUGGGAUGUGAACAAGCUCAAGUUUGGGACCAUUUUGAAUGCGUCUCAUACCAGCCAUUGUCACAAUGGCAUUUAGCACUAACCCAACCAGCCAAGUUUGCAUCUCUAACACAAGAUCCCUGUAAGCUCCCGUAACCAUCAUGGUACAAAAUGUCCUGUAUAGCCUGUUUUCUCCCUUAUGUCAUGGAAAAUGGCAGAACCACCAGCUGUAACAUCCAGUUGUCUUGCUGCUUCUUCACUGACACACAACAUCAGCUUCAACAGGUGGUGCCUUCACAGAGAAAUUUCAUCUUAAGGACAACUCUAUCUCUGUCUUUCUGGUGAGAGGAGGCAAUAAUUGAAGAACACUCGCAAAACAAGUCACUAGCAGCUUUAGCAUGUUAAAAGCCGUUACCUUGGGCUUGGUUGAAAAACAAAUGCUGAACUGGGCAUUUGCCUGUUUACCAACAUACAUACAUCACAACCUGGAUAUAUGGGAGGGGAACAACAUCUUGAGUUGGAAACUUGUGCCGCAAGCUUUCUCCACAAGCUGCUGGCUAGCACUUUACAGUCAUCAUUUUCCCUUUCCUGUCUGCAUGCCUUGCUUGAAUGUCUAAGCACUUGGUUAAGUUAUGCCAGAUUUGCUUUACACAGUUGGUCAACAAGGAUCAGGCCCCAUCUGCAGCAGAUGCACAGCACAACUGCACCAGUCUGGGGAGUCUGCAAGAUACUGCAGGUAUCAGGAUAUACCAGUAACUUCAACAUACGUGGGAAGGAAGAGCAGCCCAGCCAUGUCUCUACAGCAAGCACAGGCUUCUCCAUGAAUGCAAAACAGCCAGCAGUGAGGCUUUGACUGUACAAACUGUUUCACCAGUGACAUGGGAUGCAAUGUGCAAUAAUGACAGCGUAAAGGACAGUCACCAGGAAUGUUUGGAAAACUCUGCUUACAGCUAACAGAAAUCUCUAAGUUAAUAUGCAGUCUCUACGUUUGUUCAAUUGUUUUUGUCAGGUCCUUAAUGUUACCCUUAUUUAAUCUUGCAAAACCAGAGGAACGUUUAUUUUAAUCAGGAUAAAAAUAUUGUUGUUUUCUACCACUAUGGAUAAACCAGGAAAGUAAGUUUUGUAUGCCAGAUGGUAAAAAUGCAGUUAACAGUAGCCUUAAUUGUAAAAUGUAUUUGUAGUACAGUGAAGGCAUGUGCAGGGGAAAUCCCACACAGGAAUUCUGCUCUAACAACACAUCAUUCAGAAGGAAGCUUUCAUUCCUCUAUUCUUCCCCUAGAAACACAACAGGACAAACUAACAGAAAAACAAAAAGGUCUGCUCUGUAAGUAUUAAAAACUUACGAUGCCCAAAUACUGUCCAGUUCCAAACUCUUCUCUCUCCCAUAUCCAUCAGCUGAAGAAUGUGUGUACAUCUGGGGACAUGGCUGGAAAAAAAAAAUAAACUAGCCAUAACGUAAAGCUUGCCUGAGUUUGAGAUCUGUCUGACCGAUGCUCAUGGGCACUGACUGAAGAGAGUCAAGUCCAGAGCAACGGCAAACAACGCAGCCUUCCCCUCCAGAUCCAUCAGCAGGGCCUCAGCCUGCCCUGUAAUACCACCCUGGGAUGGUCUCUCACU
Dromaius novaehollandiae (emu) is the source of this 3533-nucleotide messenger RNA. RefSeq names its product myozenin 3 (gene MYOZ3). Gene Ontology annotation, molecular function: telethonin binding; actin binding; FATZ binding. Lineage: Eukaryota; Metazoa; Chordata; Aves; Casuariiformes; Dromaiidae. Gene Ontology annotation, cellular component: Z disc; actin cytoskeleton. Bases 1052 to 1795 code for a protein of 247 amino acids. The transcript has 7 exons. The record is from RefSeq and is a predicted model, not a curated record.